This is a messenger RNA of Mytilus californianus (California mussel), 3158 nucleotides long. RefSeq lists its product as uncharacterized. Bases 64 to 1779 code for a protein of 571 amino acids. The transcript is spliced from 2 exons. NCBI's taxonomy places the organism in Eukaryota, Metazoa, Mollusca, Bivalvia, Mytilida, Mytilidae. The record is from RefSeq and is a predicted model, not a curated record.
UGUGCGAUUAUACACAUGUUUGUAUUAAAAUUUUAACAAAGUGUAACAAUUCAAGGUUAAAUCAUGAGUUUAUAUCUUUUAUGGUAUAUCCCUUUGGUCAUUUUACAGAUGUGGAUGUUUCAAAACGUAAAUUGUGAAAUUCGACAUCCUACUUUUGGGUAUCACUUUGAUAAAAGUCUGAAUAUUCGGUCGAAAAAGGAAACAUCAGGUUAUCUACAGGCUAACAGUAUACAGACAGAACGAAUGGCAACGAACAAGUUGUUUUCUAAAGACGUGACAGCAGAUAUUGUGAAAGCUAACAAAGUAAAGUCAGUCAUAAUUUCACUUGGCAAAGCUUUCUCGUUCCAAAAAGGUCGACGAAAGGGAGAUAAUCGAGAUACAUUCAUUUUAAACAGAGAUGGAGUAGAUUCAACAGACGCUUCCGUUACAAUUUUCCUGAAGCGAGACAAUAAUGAGUCUGUAAGCAUAAAUGGGUAUAGCUCGGAUAAAACAAAGCAGAAACAAUAUUCCAGUCGUAAGAUUCCGUUUGUCAGAAAACUAAUGAAUAAAGCUGAAUAUUUCUCUAAUCCUGUCUCAAUACAGAACCCAAUGUACAAUACCAAGACAAAACCAACAAUGGGUUCUCCAUUGCAGCAUAUAUAUUCGCAAAAACACCAAUCAAGUAAACUUAAUCGAAAGGCAAGGCAAAUACCACCGACAUCAAGCCGACCUAUUGGUUCAUCUUCUGAACAAAUUGAAAAGGUUUCGACACUUCAAACGAAUAACAAUAUGAAGCAAAACUGGAGAAAAAAGAAUUUUAUGUUCGCGAACCAUCAAGAGUCACAGAACUCAGCAGUGCAGGGAAUCGCAGGUAACAUUUAUGGUAAUAGCAUAUCAACAUUUGUUCGCAAUCCUUUUCAAAAUAAAGGUCUAGUGCAACAUCAGCUAUUCAAAGUAGAAUCGACACCUAUACCAACUCGUCGAUUCCUGAGAGCUCAUAAACAAACAGAAGAAUUUUAUGAUUCAGAUGUUAGUUUCAGCUCUGAAACAGAUGAUAUCCCGAAUGCGGGAAAUACAGUUACAACACAUAAUGAGUUUUCCAUACAAGAGACAGCAAAAAUAGUAAAAGGGAAAGAUACGAAUGUUUCUGUUGGUAAGUCUUUUCCGAUACUGGACGCAAAUUGGUAUACAGACAACAGCGAAAUGCAUAUUUCAAACCGAAAUGGAGCAAUCCCUACGACUACAUCCGUUUCAAGGGCUUUGAUAGGGCGUAAUGAUAAAUACUCUAACAUCAUAAAUUAUAAUACCGCAGGUAAUAUGAAUUUAUGGAAUCGUGAGAACGUAUUUGUCAGAAAACGUUUAUCAAGUCAAACUAAUAUGAAUAACUACGACAAAACUUACAUUGUAAGACCAAUGUUAGAUACUUUGUCGCAAACAAAAAUUAUAAAUGAAAUAAAGAGAAUUAAAAGGUUACACCAGAAUGGUUUACACAAGUAUAAAGUUAAACAACAUGUCAUUCAGCAAGAUAGUUCGCAAGAAGAUGAUAGUUUCGACUGGGAAAGUGAUGAAGAGUAUAGUUUUCCUUCAAAAACUUUCAAACAAGCCAAGCGCAGGAAUUAUUAUGAUUCAAUUUAUGGCAAGUUUUCAACCAGCGAGGAAAAUGUUAUACAAAAAGAAUCGAAAAGGGGUUUCAAACAGACGGCGGGAUUAACAAGCAACAAUGUUAAUGACAAAAGAAAGUUAUACAUAGCAAAUAAACAUUCAUUUAUUCGAAAAAAAGAUGACCUUUUCUUCAUUUGAGACGACUCAUGUGUAUAUGAUUAUAACGGAUAAUAAACAUUACAUCUAUUUUAGUUGAGAUGACAUAAUGUAAAAACAUAAUCUAGGUAUAAGAACCGCAGAAUAUUAUAUAAAUUACCAAUUCCUAAAUUUGAAAGGAACAGUAUGCUCUAAAUGAUUGAGAUGAUCUCUAUAAGCAGUAGUAAAGAAAUCAUGUCAAAAUUAUAAAAAAGAUACAUCCAUAAAGGAAAGUUCAUGUUUCAAGGGAAAGUAAACGCAAUCCCUUUCAGAGUGAUUUUUUUUCGUAUGCUGUUCUACUACCUAAAAAUAGAAAAAAGUUAUAGGAAAUGACUUUUAGGUUUAGGGUGGGGGGGAUUGGCGCCUUCAAACUUGUUUAAUCCCACCACUUUCUUAUGUGCCUGUCUUAAGUCAGUAGCCUGUAAUUCAGUGGUGGUCUUUUGUUGCUGUAUAUCAUAUUUGUUUUUAGUUCAUUAUUUUGUACAUUAAUCAGGCCGUUAGUUUUCUCGUUUGAAUUGUUUUACAUUUGUCAUUUCGGGACCUUUUAUAGCUGGGUUUUGCUCACUGUUGAAGGUUGUACGGUGACCCAUAGUUGGUAACUUCUAUGUCAUUUGGUCUCUGGUUAAGAGUUGUCUCAUCGGCAAUUGUACCACUUCUUCUUAUUUUUAUAUUUGACUGCUAUAACAAGAUUGUAUGAUUAACAUUUUCGUAGUAAGAGCUCAAAUUAGUAAACGAUGAUAAUGAUUGGUUCAGGUGGAACGGUAGUAUUUUCCUUCCGGGAACUAUCUGAACACUAUGAUUGGACAAAAAAUACAGCAUCUACUAUAUACAUAUUUUCCCUAACUGAGGAUUGAAUCAUACAGGUGAAAAUAGUUUUUGAGAAUUUUUUUGAUUUUGUUUUCACUGCAUGAUUAAAAGUCUGAAAGUCCUAGUGGCCUUAGGCUUAUAAAUAUAACAGAAAAAGUAAACGGUCGUCAAACAUAUUCACAUUUAUUUCUGAGUAUUGUAAUUAAAUUACUUCAGGUUAACUGUGUAUGUAGGUUCUUGGUCAGUGUUAGAAAGGGGUGAAAAUUCUAAAAAGGCUAUGAUAUUACCGUUCCACCUUCAUGCACCAACAUCAGUCUUUCGGAUUAUACAGUUUUGAUAUGAAAACAAAGUAGAGCAAAUAAUGAUGAUUGAAACGUUACAAAUGUGCACUAAUGUAUUUAUAAGUUUUUUGUUUUGUUUAUUAUGAUUUCUAACUUCUAGACACGAUGUUUUUCACUCUGCCUACCUUUCCAACAUUUUUGUAAGAGUAGACAUUUUUUUCAGUUCAGUUUCCAUGUAUGUAUGUACCGUUAUUACCAAACUUAUAUGUUAAAAUAAAGACGUUUCAAACUAUA